AAAAAGGUGUUUGGCUGCGCUCUAGAGUCCACGACAAGCCGGUUUCCCUUCUGAUCACAGCCAACUUCUUGCUUCCAGUAUCAUCAUAUCAACAUGUCUGGAAAUAUAGUUCUGAUCAGCGGAGCCAAUCAGGGCAUUGGUUUUGAGAUCGCUAAACAACUGAGUGUCAUACCAAACUAUCAUGUUCUCCUUGGAUCACGAGGCUUAGAGAAGGGCGAAUCAGCUGUAUUGCAGAUCAAAAACGUUGGAGGAAGUGUUGAGGCAAUACAGCUCGACAUAACCGAUGGCCAAUCCAUAACAGCUGCACGUGAUUUGGUUGAGACCAAAUAUGGACGUCUCGAUGUUCUUAUCAAUAACGCUGCCAUCCUUCUCGACUUCCAAGUCAAUGCCGACUACACUCUCGGCCAAGCAAUGCAAGACACUUUUGCGACCAACACAUCUGGCGCAGCAAAUUUGGUCGAGACGUUCCUUCCCCUUCUGAAGCUGAGCGCUGUGCCACGAGUGGUCUUUGUUUCAAGCACCGUGGGCAGCCUGCAUACUUUUGCAGAUUUCAAACCUUCCUAUACCAUGACCAAAUACUUUGCUCCAGCAUACGCCUGCAGUAAAGCCGCACUGAACAUGUUGAUGCUGCUUUAUAAUGUUCAGUAUCAGGAAAAGGGAUGGAAGAUCAAUGCAUGUUGUCCGGGAUUCAGACAAACUAACUUCUGUGACUAUGAUGAUAAGGCUGGACCUGUGGAAGAGGGUGCAUCAGUCGCUAUCGAACUCGCAACCCUAGGUAAAGACGGUCAGAGUGGCACGUUCGUGAACAUGAAGGGGGCAAUCCCUUGGUAGCUCGGACAGGGUCGUCCCGGUUGCAACACGAAGAGUGGUGCCGAAAGGCAUGAUUAUACUUGUUGAUUUUAUUAUUUAUCAAUUCACGAGACUCACACCAGAGCAACACCGAUACAUACUCUCAAAGACCGCUGUCUAUUUGAGUGAAG
Molecule: messenger RNA, 980 nt
Organism: Aureobasidium subglaciale EXF-2481
Lineage: Eukaryota; Fungi; Ascomycota; Dothideomycetes; Dothideales; Saccotheciaceae
Exons: 3
Coding region: 94-831 (245 amino acids)
Molecular function (GO): oxidoreductase activity
Source: RefSeq, a predicted model, not a curated record